Messenger RNA from Mesocestoides corti, 867 nucleotides. The record is from the annotation of a GenBank genome assembly. NCBI's taxonomy places the organism in Eukaryota, Metazoa, Platyhelminthes, Cestoda, Cyclophyllidea, Mesocestoididae.
AUGGAGAGCUUCUCUUCUGCAUACUGCUAUGAUGAAACGCUUAGCGAGUAUCUUCGUGGAUUCCGCCUUUAUGAACCCGUUUCCCCCAGCAGCAGUAUUUUAUCGCAGGAACGUACUUCACAUGAAAGUACACUGACGGAUCAAUCGUUUCGAAGCCCUCAAACAAGUAUAUGGGGUAGUGUUCGAAGAUUUACCAUCGAGUCUUCACCCUCACCACCGCGGUACAUACCACCCUUAACCUCUAAUCAAAUGCCUCAAGUGAAUUCACAAACGGAUUGGGACAUCAGUGAGCCUCUAGUCGACGGUGUGAUGCUACAAACACAAUCAUGGUCUGAUAGAGGGCCGAGAAGGAUCCGUGGUCGCGCAGGCAACUUUCAGGCAGCCGAAGCCCAAACCCGAAUGGCGAACUUCUAUGCUGCUUCAGGUCCAUCUACUGGCUCUAUUCAGCGGGGAUCAUGGAAUGACAACCAAGAACCUGGGCUCAGGUGGAACGACAGCACCUAUUAUCACAAUUUGUGGGAUGCAGAACUGCUUCAGUCAAACCCUACAAACGGGUUGCUAGGACACCUUUCUAUGUAUGCUACCAGUAUCACUCCUCGGGAGAUUUCCGCCCUCCAGAGACUAGUUACAAAAAAUAUCCGCUACAAGACAAAGCCUUGUACACAUUUUGAGAGAUGGGGAUUCUGUAGGGCAGGCUUAUUCUGCCAAUUCGCCCACGGUCCAAAUGAACUUCGGAACGCCAGCGGACAUCCCAAGUACAAGACGGAGAGCUGUGCCCACUUCAGGCAGACGGGUUAUUGCCCUUACGGAGCGGGCUGCUUUUUCAGACAUUCCGUUUUGGAUUAUGGCUCUGAGCUAAUGCUCUAA